AUGCAACUCACCAACAUCCUCCCCAUUGUCCUAGCGGGCCUAACCACCGCUCUCCCCUCCACACUGCACGUCAACACAAUCACCGACGACCUCAUCUGGGCCGUCUCCAACUUCACAAUCGGCUGCUCCAAGGGUGGCUGCGUCUUUGACUAUGAUAUCGCCGGCCGCGAAAACGAAGCAACCCCCAAGUUCCGCACCCACUGCAGCGGCGUCGAAAGCCAAAAGGUCUCCUGCGAUGACAAGAACAUCACCACCAUUGUGUCUCCAGCGGGCAACCCCGACUGGAACGUUGAUGUCACUCACUCGUGGCAGACCUGGCUCUCGGACGACUCCCUUGCGACUUGGUACCAGCACGGCUCGAAGAAUGUGACCGUGCCUGACGACAAGCCGAUCCGGUUUGUCAUGAGACCUACUCAGGAGUACGGUGUUGCUUGA
Penicillium bovifimosum is the source of this 435-nucleotide messenger RNA. RefSeq lists its product as uncharacterized. The transcript has a single exon. NCBI's taxonomy places the organism in Eukaryota, Fungi, Ascomycota, Eurotiomycetes, Eurotiales, Aspergillaceae. Bases 1 to 435 code for a protein of 144 amino acids. The record is from RefSeq and is a predicted model, not a curated record.